Molecule: messenger RNA, 1019 nt
Organism: Indicator indicator
Lineage: Eukaryota; Metazoa; Chordata; Aves; Piciformes; Indicatoridae
Product: ankyrin repeat domain-containing protein 40-like
Exons: 5
Coding region: 1-1008 (335 amino acids)
Molecular function (GO): protein binding
Source: RefSeq, a predicted model, not a curated record
AUGAGCGGGGCCGCGGAGCGGGAGCUGGAGGAGCGGCUGCGGGAGGCAGCGGCGUUGGGGGACGUGGAGGAGGUGCGGCGGCUGCUGGGCGCGGGGGCCGACAUCAACUCCCGCAACGAGAUCAACGGCUGGACCUGCUUGCACUGGGCCUGCAAGCGGAACCAUGCCCAGGUGGUGUCCUGCCUGCUGGCUGCAGGUGCCAACAGGCAGAUCCUCACGGCCCGAGGGGAGCUGGCUGCAGAGCUCACGGUGAAAGCAGACAUCCGAAAGAUGCUGGGAGAGGAAGAAAUGGAAUGUCAAGGAGUGAAGGAUUUGAACUUGCCACUUGUUGUGAACUACUUGUCCCAGCUGCCCUUCCCCUAUGCUCACACUGAAGAGAGCAUCAGGGGCAGCCUGGUAGAGCCCAAGCUGGAGAGCAGCUCCCUCUGCUUUGCUUCCCCAGCUACACAGCCUGACAGCGCUGGCACCCCCACAUCGUGCAGCAGCCCAGAGGAUUUUCCAGCAGUCGCAGCACCCCCCAGCCCUGUUGGCCAGCCCAGCUCACCCCCCAGCCCCUGCCUACACCCUGGCCCCAGCCUGUGCCUACCCCACAGCACCAGCCCGUGCCUGCCAGCAGCAGCCCCGCCGCACCCCAGCAGCUUGCCCUUGGCUCCCGCUGCGGCAUUCCAGCCUCUCUUCUUCACGGGAACGUUCCCAUGUAACAUGCAAGAACUUGUACUUAAGGUGAGAGUCCAGAACCUCAGAGACAGUGACUUCAUUGAGAUUGAGCUGGACAGGCAAGAGCUGACCUAUAGAGAUCUGCUCCGGGUCAGCUGCUGUGAGCUGGGCGUCAAUCCUGAGCAGGUGGAGAAGAUCAGGAAGUUACCCAAUACACUGGUGAGGAAGGACAAGGAUGUGGCCAGGCUGCAGGACUUCCAGGAGCUGGAGCUGGUUCUGCUGAGGAGCACCACAUCCCCCCUGACCGGCAGAGCAUGCUACAGCAGCAGUGCCUCCAGGCUGACCUACUGACUGCCCCUGGG